CGCCUCCUGCGCCGCCGCCACCCCCCAUCCAAGGAUAUGCCUUCAAGCCUCCACCUAGACCCGACUUUGGGACCUCCGGGAGAACAAUCAAAUUACAGGCCAAUUUCUUCGAAAUGGACAUCCCCAAAAUUGACAUCUAUCAUUAUGAAUUGGAUAUCAAGCCAGAGAAAUGCCCAAGGAGAGUUAACAGGGAAAUAGUGGAGCAUAUGGUCCAGCACUUUAAAACACAGAUCUUUGGGGAUCGGAAACCAGUGUUUGAUGGGAGGAAGAAUCUGUAUACAGCCAUGCCCCUUCCGAUUGGGAGGGAUAAGGUGGAGCUGGAGGUCACGCUGCCAGGAGAAGGCAAAGAUCGCAUCUUCAAGGUGUCCAUCAAGUGGGUGUCCUGCGUGAGCUUACAGGCAUUACACGAUGCACUUUCGGGACGGCUGCCCAGCGUCCCUUUUGAGACGAUCCAGGCCCUGGACGUGGUCAUGAGGCAUUUGCCAUCCAUGAGGUACACCCCGGUGGGCCGCUCCUUCUUCACUGCGUCCGAGGGCUGCUCCAACCCUCUUGGCGGGGGCCGAGAAGUGUGGUUUGGCUUCCAUCAGUCCGUCCGACCUUCUCUUUGGAAAAUGAUGCUGAACAUCGAUGUGUCAGCAACAGCGUUUUACAAGGCACAGCCAGUUAUCGAGUUUGUUUGUGAAGUUUUGGAUUUUAAAAGUAUUGAAGAACAACAAAAACCUCUGACAGAUUCCCAAAGGGUAAAGUUUACCAAAGAAAUUAAAGGUCUAAAGGUGGAGAUAACGCACUGUGGGCAGAUGAAGAGGAAGUACCGCGUCUGCAACGUGACCCGCCGGCCCGCCAGCCACCAAACGUUCCCGCUGCAGCAGGAGAGCGGACAGACAGUAGAAUGCACGGUGGCCCAGUACUUCAAGGACAGGCACAAGCUGGUUCUGCGCUACCCCCACCUCCCAUGUUUACAAGUCGGACAGGAGCAGAAACACACCUACCUUCCCUUGGAGGUCUGUAACAUAGUGGCGGGACAGAGGUGUAUUAAAAAAUUAACGGACAAUCAGACUUCAACCAUGAUCAGAGCGACUGCUAGGUCGGCGCCCGAUCGGCAAGAAGAGAUUAGCAAAUUGAUGCGAAGUGCAAGUUUCAACACAGACCCAUACGUGCGUGAAUUUGGAAUCAUGGUCAAAGAUGAGAUGACAGAUGUGACCGGGCGGGUCCUGCAGCCGCCCUCCAUCCUCUACGGGGGCAGGAAUAAAGCCAUUGCCACCCCUGUCCAGGGUGUCUGGGACAUGAGGAACAAGCAGUUCCACACGGGCAUUGAGAUCAAGGUGUGGGCCAUCGCGUGCUUCGCCCCGCAGCGCCAGUGCACGGAAGUCCAUCUGAAGUCCUUCACCGAGCAGCUCCGGAAGAUCUCGAGGGAUGCCGGCAUGCCCAUCCAGGGCCAGCCGUGCUUCUGCAAGUACGCCCAGGGCGCGGACAGCGUGGAGCCCAUGUUCCGGCACCUGAAGAACACGUAUGCGGGCCUGCAGCUGGUGGUUGUCAUCCUGCCCGGCAAAACCCCCGUGUACGCCGAGGUGAAGCGUGUGGGAGACACAGUGCUGGGGAUGGCCACACAGUGUGUGCAGAUGAAGAACGUGCAGAGGACCACGCCGCAGACCCUGUCCAACCUCUGCUUGAAGAUCAACGUCAAGCUGGGAGGUGUCAACAACAUCCUGCUGCCCCAGGGCAGGCCUCCAGUGUUCCAGCAGCCAGUCAUCUUCCUGGGAGCAGACGUCACUCACCCACCUGCUGGGGACGGCAAGAAGCCUUCCAUCGCUGCUGUGGUGGGCAGCAUGGACGCCCACCCCAACCGCUACUGCGCCACCGUGCGUGUGCAGCAGCACCGGCAGGAGAUUAUCCAGGACCUGGCCGCCAUGGUCCGUGAGCUCCUCAUCCAGUUCUACAAGUCAACGCGCUUCAAGCCGACCCGCAUCAUCUUCUACCGCGACGGAGUCUCCGAGGGCCAGUUCCAGCAGGUUCUCCACCACGAGUUACUGGCCAUCCGUGAGGCCUGUAUCAAGCUAGAGAAGGACUACCAGCCAGGGAUCACGUUCAUCGUGGUGCAGAAGAGGCACCACACGCGGCUCUUCUGUACCGACAAGAACGAGCGGGUCGGGAAAAGUGGAAACAUUCCAGCAGGCACGACUGUGGACACGAAAAUCACCCACCCGACUGAGUUUGACUUCUACCUGUGUAGUCACGCUGGCAUCCAGGGGACAAGCAGGCCUUCGCACUAUCACGUCCUUUGGGAUGACAAUCGUUUCUCUUCCGAUGAGCUACAGAUUCUAACCUACCAGCUGUGUCACACCUAUGUGCGCUGCACGCGCUCUGUGUCCAUCCCUGCGCCAGCAUACUACGCUCACCUGGUGGCCUUCCGGGCCAGGUACCACUUGGUGGAUAAGGAGCAUGACAGUGCUGAAGGAAGCCAUACCUCCGGGCAGAGUAACGGGCGAGACCACCAAGCACUGGCCAAAGCGGUCCAGGUUCACCAGGACACCCUGCGCACCAUGUACUUUGCUUGACAUGUUUUAGUGUUUAGCGAUUGUGUACCGAGUUGGAUUCACAUGAGACCAGCUACACUCAGACCAACAGAUGGCCAGCCCUUCCGUGACAGCCAGCAUCGAACAUGAGACGUCAUUAAGUUUAUUAGAUUCUCCAUUUUCCAGAAUGCCUUCCGUCCCAGAUUUCAAACUUGGAUUUUGAACUGCAGACCUGUAUGAGACCCCAAUGUCGUAGGAAAUAUGGUUUGCCAAAAUCUAUAAGCUGCUUAUUAAAAUAGAGUCCCGUGCUCCCUAAAAAUCUCCUAAAACCAGUCUAUGAACUCAGGGCUUUAAAACAUUUUUAAUUUAUUUGGUCAUUCGAUUUACUUGUUUUUAACACAUGAUUCUCUAUGAAAUUGAUGGGCUCAAACUAGCUGUGAACAUUCUCUGAGAGUAAAAGCAACACGAAACAUGAUUGUGGUUUUAAAGCCUUGAACAUUCUGAUGUUGUCACUAAAGCUGAUUUCCAGGUGAUGCUCGUGUGCUCCCGACACGGCUUACACAAGCUCUUCGGGACCGAGGGCAGGUGGCCGUGCCGAGGUGUCCACAGGUGUCUCGUUCUGCCACUGCUGGCCUUGCACGUGGCCUGAACGAAGGGGCAGUGGCAGAAAGUGGGCCCCGUGUGUUUACAGCAUUUACAGGUCCAGAGAGAUUGGCAGACAAGUGCCAUUUUAAUAAAAAUUUAUUUAAAAAAAGAAAGACAAUAUACCGACAGUCUAAUCAUAAGAUUUGUCCUAUAGGACUGUGACAUUUAUUUUCCAAAGUUUCUAAAGAAUACGGGUCUGUGGUGAUAAAUACAGUACAAUCCUUUUUCACUGUUAAUGUCUUUAAUGUAAGAGAAAAAAUAUAUAUAUCUGGUUUGCAGUA
This is a messenger RNA of Propithecus coquereli (Coquerel's sifaka), 3439 nucleotides long. It is a transcript of the gene AGO2, whose product is annotated as argonaute RISC catalytic component 2. Gene Ontology annotation, molecular function: endoribonuclease activity, cleaving siRNA-paired mRNA; protein binding; RNA binding. NCBI's taxonomy places the organism in Eukaryota, Metazoa, Chordata, Mammalia, Primates, Indriidae. The transcript is spliced from 18 exons. Gene Ontology annotation, cellular component: RISC complex. Gene Ontology annotation, biological process: regulation of DNA-templated transcription; regulatory ncRNA-mediated gene silencing. The coding region runs from base 114 to 2555 and encodes 813 amino acids. The record is from RefSeq and is a predicted model, not a curated record.